This is a messenger RNA of Saccostrea cuccullata (small rock oyster), 566 nucleotides long. RefSeq names its product short-chain collagen C4-like. The transcript has 3 exons. The record is from RefSeq and is a predicted model, not a curated record. The annotation marks the transcript as partial. Lineage: Eukaryota; Metazoa; Mollusca; Bivalvia; Ostreida; Ostreidae.
AAAUUGGAAACAGAGAGGUUGUAUAUACCAGAUGGGGUAAGAGUAUGUGUCCUCCACAUGCAAAAUUAGUCUAUUCAGGGUAUACCGCAGGAUCACAUUAUACAAAUCCAGGAGCGGCGGUAGAUCCUCUUUGCUUACCGACGGAUCCAGAGUGGGGGAUCUAUAGGGAUGGAUUUGAUGGAAUUAAGGGUUAUAUUCAUGGAGCAGAGUAUGAAACAGCGAACUUUAAGGAAAACGCGUAUUUCAAUGCAUUGAACGAUCAUGAUGUACCGUGUGCUGUGUGUACUGUUCCAAACAGAUCCAUUUUAAAAAUGUUUCCGGCAAGAAAAAGCUGUUACGAAGGUUGGUCACUUGAGUACGAGGGUUAUCUAAUGGCGGGACAUUAUCUCCACGCAGCGGGUACAACAUACACAUGUGUAGACAAGAAACCAGAAGCCAUACAUGGUGGCCAUGCAAACUACAAUGGCUACCUAUUUUAUUUUGUUGAAGCUAUAUGUGGCUCAUUGAAAUGUCCCCCAUAUGUUCUAGGGAGAGAACUUACUUGUGCCGUUUGUUCCAAAAUGUAA